Microplitis demolitor is the source of this 562-nucleotide messenger RNA. RefSeq lists its product as uncharacterized. Gene Ontology annotation, biological process: removal of superoxide radicals. The record is from RefSeq and is a predicted model, not a curated record. Bases 41 to 562 code for a protein of 173 amino acids. The transcript has 3 exons. NCBI's taxonomy places the organism in Eukaryota, Metazoa, Arthropoda, Insecta, Hymenoptera, Braconidae. Gene Ontology annotation, molecular function: copper ion binding; superoxide dismutase activity.
UAAAUUUUGUGCCAGUUUUCUUAUGUGAGAAACCAAGAAAAUGAAAUCAAUCGUUAUAUUAGUGGCCUUUGCCACUGUCGUAGCUGGUAAAGAUAUUGCUGCAGUUUCGAAGCUAACCCCAAACAACGCUACUAACAAUGUCAGUGGGACUGUUACACUUUUUCAAAGGGGUAAUGGGCCCGUAGUUGUGACUGGAAUAAUCACUGGACUGAAACCGGGAAAACACGGGUUCCAUGUUCAUGAGUUUGGAAAUAUUACCAAUGGUUGUGAUAGCGCUGGUGAACACUACAAUCCUACAAACCAAACACAUGGAGCACCAACAGAUUAUAUAAGACAUGUUGGUGAUCUUGGAAAUGUUGAAACUGACGAUAAUGGUGUUACUGAAAUAUAUAUUGUUGAUGAUGUGAUUUCUCUAACUGGACCAUAUAGUAUCAUUGGACGUUCUUUCGUUGUUCAUGUGGGUGAAGAUGAUUACGGCAGAGGAGGAACUCACGAAUCGUGCACAGGCGGAUCUUCUGGACAACGUGCGAGCUGUGGAGUCAUUGGAAUUGGAUCCCCUUAA